AUGGCACCCUUUUUCGGUCAUAAGCGUCGUAGCUCUAGGCAGCACGAAGACGAUCAUCCCGAACAAAUGACGACAGAAGUGAAACUGGAGCCCUCGCCAGAGUGCAAGUUGCUACCGGCCAGGAAAAUUGACUCGGCUGAUGAGGAAAAAAUCCAAGCUCUAGCGGAAUGCAUCCGGGACUACCGAGCGACUAAUCCGUGCAGUCCUGAUUACGAUGAAUAUGAACAGAAAUGGUUUAUGGAUCCCCUGAUGUAUUUGCGUGUUUUGCGUUCUGUUCGUGGUGACAUGAAGCACGCCAAGAAGCGUAUUCUUGAAACGCUACAGUGGCGCCGAGACUACCGUCCGGACUUGAUUCCACCUGACGAAGUUGCGCCAGAGGCUGAAACCGGUAAGCAUGUCAUCAAUGGAUUCGAUAAGGAGUCUCGCCCCAUCAUAUACCUUCGUCCAGGCCGUGAAAACACCAAGGCGUCACCACGUCAGAUUCGGUACCUAGUGUGGACGCUUGAACGUGCGAUUGAUUUGUUGCAACCGGACCAAGAGACUCUCACAAUCGUUGUCGAUUUCCACGACACACACUUGUCGUCGAUGCCAUCUCUCGGCACGGCUCGGCACGUUGCGCACAUUCUUCAGACGUAUUAUGUUGAGCGUCUUGGCCGUGCUUUUGUGUGCAACUCGCCGCGGUUCAUUUCUGCAUUCUUCUCGGCGCUAUCGCCAUUUCUGGACGCCGUCACGAAGGACAAAAUUCGCUUCAACUACCCAGAUAUGACUGAUUUCAUUCCACCUGACCAGCUUGAUGCUCAGUUCACUGGUGGCCAGUACUAUUACAAGUUUGAUUUCCCUACAUACUGGAACGCUUUGGUGCAGCGCUGUGGCAUUGCUCCUGAUGGCACACACCGCAAGUAA
Malassezia globosa CBS 7966 is the source of this 903-nucleotide messenger RNA. RefSeq lists its product as uncharacterized. The transcript has 2 exons. The record is from RefSeq and is a predicted model, not a curated record. Gene Ontology annotation, molecular function: phosphatidylinositol transfer activity. Lineage: Eukaryota; Fungi; Basidiomycota; Malasseziomycetes; Malasseziales; Malasseziaceae. The coding region runs from base 1 to 903 and encodes 300 amino acids.